This is a messenger RNA of Linum trigynum, 3410 nucleotides long. NCBI's taxonomy places the organism in Eukaryota, Viridiplantae, Streptophyta, Magnoliopsida, Malpighiales, Linaceae. The record is from the annotation of a GenBank genome assembly.
CGCCAAAUCAGUACCCUCCUUUUUCAAUGCUCUCAAAAAGGAAGAAAAAAGGAAACCACAUUGCAAUUUCUCCCCUGCCCUGCCCUUCUCUCUGUGCACAAAAAACAGAGUACUCUGCCUCCUGCACUUUCCUCUCUGUCUCUGUAUCCCUCUCUCCCUCCUAGAAAUUAAAUUCUCUAUCUCUGCUUGCUACCUGCAGCAAGUAGUAACGCCUUCGACGCCAUCUCUUACUCCUUCCAAUUCCCUUCCAUUCAUCGUUGUAAUUAGUGCCAUCCGCGCCGACAAAGGAGGGAAACGCUGCAGACGAUGCCGUUCCCGACGGCGACGGCGGUUCUGUUGGCGUUGAGUUGCCUGUCCAUAUUCGUAGAGUUGCAAUCUCUUGCUCAAGUUUCCCCACCUCUCCUUCCACCAGAAGAAGUGGAAGCACUUGGGAAGCUGCAGAACACCGGAUGGAAUGUGGAGAGGACUUCCUGCGGCAGCCCUCAAUGGAGCCGCAGAAUCGCCGACGACAUCGAAUGCAAUGUUACCUGCGACUGUUCUUAUGGCAGUGGCACCAUUUGUCAUGUCACCAACGUGGUAGUGAAAGGCUUCAAUGUGACCGGAGUUCUGCCACCUGAACUUGGGAACCUGACUCGUCUUACCGAGCUGGAUCUUACCCGCAACUACAUCAAUGGAACCCUCCCUUCGAGUCUUGCACAGCUUCGCAACUUAACGACUCUGUCUCUUUUGGGUAACAGACUAAGUGGAUCUGUCCCCUCACAAAUUGGGAGCAUUGCUACUUUGGAGGCACUGGUGUUGGAAGAUAAUCUACUAGGUGGACCAAUUCCAAGAAGCAUUGGGAAUUUGAGAAGAUUGAAGAGACUCCUUCUUUCUGCAAACAAUUUCACGGGCUCGUUACCGGAUAGCUUGGGGAAUUUACAGAACAUAGAAGACUUUAGGAUAGAUGGGAGCAGUCUUUCCGGAAAUCUGCCAGAAUUUAUAGGCAACUGGACCAAUCUUGAUCGACUUGACUUGCAAGGCACGUCAAUGCAGGGUCCGAUUCCUACUGCCAUCUCCACGCUGACAAACUUGACACAGCUGAGAAUAUCAGAUUUGAGUGGACCAAGUUCAGUUUUCCCUGAUAUUAAGAACCUGACAAAGCUGGAAGAACUGGUACUGAGGAACUGCUUGAUCACUGGUUCAAUCCCAGAUAACUUUGGGGAAAUAACACAGUUAAAAACUUUGGAUUUGAGCUUCAAUAGUUUGACAGGUACCAUACCACCCACCCUCCAAAGUUUGGAAAAUCUGCAAUACACGUUUCUGAAUAACAAUUCAUUGACUGGAGAAGUGCCUGGUUGGGUAUUGAACAGUAGGGAAAACUUUGACUUGUCUUACAACAAUUUUACCGGGAGAGCUCAACCUAGCUGUCAGCAACUAGACGUGAACUUGGUUUCCAGCUAUUCACCUUCUGCGAGCAACUCGGUACCUUGGUGCUUAAGAAAGGACCUGCCUUGCCCUAGGGAUCCCAAGGAACAUACCUUGUUUAUAAACUGUGGGGGUCCCAGGGAAAGGUUUGAGGAUGAAAACUAUGAAGAAGACCUAACAGCCAAUGGUCGAUCCAACUUUUUCUCAGUAUCAGAAAGAUGGGGUUAUAGUAGUACUGGAAUCUACUUAGGCAAUGUUGAUGCUGAUUAUUUAGCAAGGAACGUUUUCGGCCACAAUGUGACUGGUGUCUAUUCAACUGCACGCCUCGCUCCUCAAUCACUCAAGUACUAUGGCUUGUGCAUGAUCAGAGGAAGUUACACCGUGAAGCUUCAUUUCGCUGAGAUCAUGUACUCCAAUGAUCAGACUUUUAGCAGCCUUGGAAGGCGCAUAUUUGACAUCUCAAUUCAGGGGGAGGUAGUCCGACCGGACUUUGAUAUCAUAACAGAAGCAGGAGGAGUUGGUCGUGGUAUCACUGAGGUUUUCGACAAUGUAACUGUGGAGGGUAACACUUUGGAGAUACACCUCUUCUGGUCUGGGAAAGGCACUACAGCUAUUCCUGAUAGAGGUGUCUAUGGACCUCUCAUUUCUGGCAUAUCGAUAACUCCAAACUUCCAGGUCGAUGAAGGAGGUGGAGGAUUAUCUGGAGGAGCCAUUGCCGGGAUUGUUGUUUCUUCAUUUUUGGUUGUUCUCCUGAUUUGUGUGUUCAUCUUCAUGCGAAGAAGAAGAAAGGAUGAUGGAAAUAGUGAACUACGUGGGCUUGAUCUUCAAACUGGAAUGUUCACAUUAAGACAGAUCAAAUAUGCCACUCAUAACUUUGAUCCUGCAAAUAAGAUUGGAGAAGGAGGUUUUGGCCCGGUCUAUAAGGGUAUGCUAUCAGAUGGAGGUGUGAUUGCAGUGAAGCAGCUCUCGUCCAAAUCGAAACAAGGCAACCGUGAAUUCGUGAACGAGAUAGGGAUGAUAUCUGCAUUGCAACAUCCCAACCUUGUCAAGCUUUAUGGAUGUUGCAUUGAAGGAAACCAGCUCUUGCUUGUGUAUGAAUACUUGGAAAAUAACAGUCUGGCUCGUGCCUUGUUCGGUAAGCAGGAAAACAAGCUGAAGCUGGACUGGCAAACAAGGAAGAAUAUACUGCUGGGAAUUGCAAAGGGAUUGGCUUAUCUUCACGAGGAGUCGAGGCUGAAAAUUGUGCAUAGAGAUAUAAAAGCAACUAACGUCUUGCUCGAUAAAGAUCUCAAUGCCAAAAUUUCGGAUUUCGGGCUGGCCAAGCUUGAUGAAGGAGAGAACACCCACAUUAGCACAAGAAUUGCUGGAACCAUAGGUUACAUGGCUCCGGAAUAUGCAAUGAGGGGUUACUUGACGGACAAGGCAGAUGUGUACAGCUUUGGUAUUGUUAUUCUGGAGACCAUGAGUGGAACCAGCAAUACCAACUACAGGCCAAAGGAAGAAUUUGUGUACCUUCUUGAUUGGGCUUAUGUCCUCCAAGAGCAAGGCAACCUGCUAGAGCUAGUUGAUCCAGAACUAGGCAGAAAGUACUCAAAAGAGGAAGCAAGGAAGCUGCUGAACUUAGCUCUGUUGUGCACCAAUCCAUCUCCCACGCUAAGGCCGCCGAUGACCUCUGUUGUUAAGAUGAUGGAAGGGAAAGCUCCUGUGCAAGCUCCAAUAAUCAAGCGAGGUGAGAGUGAUGCCAGUAGCGCAGACGCGAGAUUCAGAGCGUUCCAGACACUGUCGCAGGAUAGCCAUACCAACAUCUCAAACGUGUCGUGGGAGAGCAGCGAUAUAGGUCAGAAGAGCAUAUCGAUGGUUGAUGCACCAUGGACAAUGAAUUCAUCGGCGGUGAGCAAAGAUGACCAUGAUGAUGAUGCUAGCCAUCUCUCUCAACCUUCCUCUUCCACCAGGCUUCUUUAGGAAGGUUACAGGGAGUUCGUUCUUAACUUAAUCAGUUAAUUUUU